AUGUACAACCCCGAGGCGACUUCUCUAUCGCGCAAGAGGACAGCCGACGCGGCAGUCAAGGACACCACCGUGUCGCCCGUGCGCGGCGGUCACUCCAGAAACACGAGUGCAGUCUCUUUAGCGUCGACGACGACAAGCACUAUUGGCGAUCUAUCGAGCGACCUCAAGACGCGUCUCUCGUACGCCAUGGUGAAGUUGAAUCACGGCUGGCAGUCACAUUCUAUCGACGAGGUCGAGUCGAUGGCUUCACAAGCCGCUUCACCCACAUCCAGUCAUUCGACACUGCACGGCCGCUACGAGAACUCGGCUAGCCCUCGAACCGCCAUGCUGGCUGCAGCCCGAAGUGGUCCUCACAGCGCGACGACGAGCAGCUCCAACCCGAGUCCGGCGGCAUACGAUACGUUUUGGAGGGAUGGCGCGCAGCCUCUAUCUCGUCGUGGUCACAACUCUGCGUCACCGCCAGGCGCCGUACAGCCAGUUCUGAGCCUAGCACCUCCAGCCUCUAUCCAGCCUUCACGAUCGACAGCCGCCCACAACCCGCGUCAGCUCGCUGCAGGGAACCCCAUUACAACGCGUGGGUCGGACGCCCUGGCCGACCCCAUUCUGUUUUCGCCCCACCAGAAUGUGCGAGAGCAGGACGCUAUCGAAACGCUGCUCUUCAUGAGCAGCCCCGGCAACUCUACCAACAUGAAGCACGGCUACGCACCUGCAAUAUCAUCGUCACAGCCGCUUCCAGGCACACGCCACGCCCUGCCAACGUCGCAGCCCCGAAAGAGCCUACCCAGCCACAGGCCACAGCCGCCUCCCAAGCGUGUUGGCUUUGAGAAGAGCACGAGCAUGAUGGAAAUGGAUGUGGAUGCUGAUUCGCAGACGGGGACCCCUCGAACGGCCGUGCGGAGACGCGUGAACGGAGGAUUCGGUCAUCGGAGCCAACUGUCGCUGCCGGCGGGCUUGGGGAGCGGACACUCGCGACCGCGGCCAAAGCUGGCGGACGAAGACAUUGAGCGGAUGCUGGACCGCGUGGCGCAAGCUGAUAACGAUAGCUCGGACGACGAGGAGAUUCUACUGCCAAACAGACGUGAGGGGGAGAUUGUAGUAAAGAUCAGGAGAACACGGCUUUGUACGGCGGGCGGAUGUGGCAAGCUAUUUUGA
This is a messenger RNA of Verticillium alfalfae VaMs.102, 1152 nucleotides long. RefSeq lists its product as hypothetical. Gene Ontology annotation, molecular function: transcription coregulator activity. The transcript has 4 exons. Bases 1 to 1152 code for a protein of 383 amino acids. The record is from RefSeq and is a predicted model, not a curated record. Gene Ontology annotation, cellular component: cytoplasm; SBF transcription complex. Lineage: Eukaryota; Fungi; Ascomycota; Sordariomycetes; Glomerellales; Plectosphaerellaceae.